Molecule: messenger RNA, 1780 nt
Organism: Ahaetulla prasina
Lineage: Eukaryota; Metazoa; Chordata; Lepidosauria; Squamata; Colubridae
Gene: DRAM1
Product: DNA damage regulated autophagy modulator 1
Exons: 7
Coding region: 663-1502 (279 amino acids)
Biological process (GO): regulation of autophagy
Cellular component (GO): lysosome
Source: RefSeq, a predicted model, not a curated record
UCAAGCCAGCUAAGGGUGGAGGGGAGGCGGCGACGGCUCCUCCGAGUUCCGCUUUGAGGCUGCCUCGAAGGGAUCUCUGGGUGUGUUGUGUGCUGACAGAUCAAGUCGCCAAAGUGCCCUUGCUAGCUUUCUACCACCGGGGAAAACAAAAAAAGCCAGCUUAAGUUUCUCGGGAGGCGAGAAAGCCACCGGCCGCCGCUGAGGAGGAAGAAGAAGCGCCCGUCUUCAUCCCGACGGGUUUGAAGCAAGAUUUCCCUGCUUGACUAGAGGGGGCUGGACUAGAAGACCUCCAAGGCCCCUUCCAGUUCUGAUUGAGUCUAGCCGGAGAGGUCGGAGCAGAAGAACUGGGGGGCGGCUGCCCGGGCUGUCAACGAGGACUUCGCGUCCGCGACCUGAAGGAGGAGUGGGGGGGUAGGGAAAAUUGCGUGGGUGGGUGCGGGGACCUGGAGGCACGUGCGCGGGGGAGAAAGCGAGACCUCCGCGGCUUCGACCGCCCUCUGGGAGGAAGCUUUCCCUCCCCCACGAAAGGAGCGCUUCCUUUUCUUCCUCUUUUGGAAGGGACGCCUCGGGGCGGAUUCGUCCUGCCCCCCCCCGCCCACUCCUCCUCCUCCUCCUCCUCCCCCGGCUCCUGAGUGAAAAGUUUUGUGACUUCAAGCGCUUUUAUGACUUCAGCGGCUUGGAGGCUCUUAGCAACCCCUAUGAGCUGGCGCGGCGUCUCCGCCGUCGGGCCUGGUGGCGGGGAAAGGCAGCCGUUAAUCCCGCGGGGCGGCCGCUGGGGCGGCGGGAUGUUCUGCUUGGCCCAAGGCGCGGCCUUCAUCCCCACGCUCCUGGUCUCCUGGUCGUCGGCCGCCUUCAUCCUCUCCUAUGCGAUCGCCGUGCUCAGCGGCCAUGUGGAGCCGCUUUUCCCGUACAUCAGUGAUACAGGAGCAAAACCUCCAGAAAGUGGUAUCUUUGGAUUUAUGAUUAAUGUUUCUGCGUUCUUAGGUGCAGUUACAAUGUAUGCAAAAUAUUUAAUUGUAAAGAAACAAAAUGAUAUGACACAUUUUAUUUCCCCUUGUUUCAACUUACUGACAUUAUACGUUGGAAUUCUGGGUUGCAUUGGAUUGGGCAUUGUUGCAAGUUUUCAGGAGUUAGCAGUUCCUGCUGUCCAUGAUGGGGGCGCUCUUUUGGCUUUUGUCUCUGGUGCUCUCUACGUUUUUCUUCAAACAAUUAUCUCUUACAAAUCACGACCACAAUGGAGCACCCCGUGUGUAUGUCACACAAGAUUAUUUCUCUCUGUAAUGACUUGGGUAGCUGUCAUUCCCAUGAUUGCAUGUGCUUCAUUAAUAUCCAUUACAAAAAUAGAUUGGAAUCCAGGUGAAAAGGAUUAUGUGUACCAUUUUGUAAGUGCAGUCUGCGAAUGGACAGUAGCCUUCAGCUUUGUGUUCUUCUUCUUAACAUAUAUCAGAGACUUUCAGGGAGUUACCAUACAGAUAUCAACAGAAAUUCAUGGAAACCUCUGACCACUUUUUGUUAUAGUUAGCUGGAUUUGGGGGAAGGUGUUAUAAACAGUUGCAAUGGCCAAGAUUGACCUGGCAUGAACCUGAUGCAUCACUCCUGCAAAUUGUAUAAUCAUUGUCAAGAAAAAAAAACACGUCUUUUUAAUUUUAGGCUAUUAACUUUCCUAUGUAACCAAUCUACUAAUAAUCUUUUGUAUUAUAAAUACAUUUUUAGGGUUUUUUUAAAAUAGAGGACCUCUGAAAUAUGUAAUCACUAAGGAAUAAAUGUUUAUCUACUGUAA